Molecule: messenger RNA, 4125 nt
Organism: Anopheles arabiensis
Lineage: Eukaryota; Metazoa; Arthropoda; Insecta; Diptera; Culicidae
Product: RYamide receptor
Exons: 9
Coding region: 1052-2530 (492 amino acids)
Biological process (GO): neuropeptide signaling pathway
Cellular component (GO): membrane
Molecular function (GO): neuropeptide Y receptor activity
Source: RefSeq, a predicted model, not a curated record
ACCGGUGUGGAUGUGGAUCCUCGGCAUCGGCUCCCUGGUUAGCGCGCCCUGCCGCCGUGUGUGAUCUUUCUCUCUGUGGCUUUUUUUUAUUUAACCCACUCCCGUCCGCAAAAAUAUUCAAACCCUUAACGGUGGUCAGCCACCGCGUUUUGUGUGUGUGUGUGUGUGUGGGUGGUUUGUUUACGGUUGAGCAAACUCAAUUUCCUUACUUGAUCGAAUUUUCCACCAACCUGAUGGAUGCGCCUGGUGUUUUGUGCCGACGCAAAGUGAAGGACGGGCGCGUGCUCUCUCUCUCUCUCCAUAAUUAAAGUGAUACGGUUUCUCCUCUCGGUGCAGUGAAUUAAAAGUGGUUUUCCCCCUGCACUACACCCUGCACUUCGCCUACCCCAACCGACUCUUCUCGGGCGACAAGAACCCAAUGGUUCCGCCGGAUUUUGGCACUGCUGGCGAUGGCAAGCGCCUCCAGCCCCUGUCCGGCCCCAUGCUCUGUAGACCCGCUGGGUCCCGUGUGUCGUUGUUGCGUUGAUGUGAGUGAGUGAGUGAGCGUGCGAUUGAGAAACAGAGGCCAAUUCUGCAAUCAAACAUUUCACCGUAUUUGCAUACGGCAAGAGACGGCAAGAGCAGCUUUAAGAGCCGACCAUCAGCAACUACUACCGACAGCCGCUUCAAUCAGCCCCUUCCACUCGUCCCCGCAGCCCGCCCUACAGAGCCGAGCUUCUUCGCUGGGCCGGCGGCGUUUGGCUUCGUUAGUUCGAUUGUUUCCCUUCGGACGGGAUUUUGCCCGAUAAGAGCCCCAUUUACAGAAAUCAACUCAACAAAAGGCGUGUGCAGAACCAAAACAAAAACACAAGCAGAUAUCUCCAGAGCUUGAUUCCCAUUGCCAGUAGCAUGGUGUUGACGGUGAUGCGAUGGGAAUGAUUUAGUAGCGCUGACUCUACUGCGUGUGUGUGUGUGCAUUUCUACAAGGCUUUUUGCCAGUGCGAAGAUAACCGUUUCCUACCCCCCGACUCUCUCUCUCUCUCUCUUUGUCCGCUUUCCUGGCAAGAGCAACAUGAUAUCGCAAGCGAUCCAGUACGCGGACUAUUUCGCCCGCGCCAUGCGCAACGAGUCGGCCGCCCCGGGCGGCGGUGUGUACAGCACGGGGCCCGCCGGCAACGGCACCGGCAGCGGUGGGUUCGGCGCCCUGGCCGGCAGCAACGCGUCCAGUGCUGGGUCGGCCGCCGGGCCGGAACUGUUCGACAUGUACGCCCGCAACUACCCGUACGUGUCGUCGACCGAGGAGCAGAACUACAUCGAGCAGCUGAGCGACAGCCUGCGCAACCAGUCGCAGGCCGGCAACCGGAGCUACGGUGCGGCCGGGGGCGUCGGCGGCCCCGGCGGCUACGACUACGGCGUCGGCUUCGACCCGAUCCCGCUCGCCGAGUGCAGCAACGCGUACUCGGCCGGGCCGUACUUUCAGCUCACCAGCUACUUCCUGUACAUCACCAUCUUCGUGACGGCGGUGAUCGGCAACUCGAUCGUGCUGUUCAUCGUCCAGUCGAACCCGCGCAUGCGCACGGUGACCAACUUCUUCAUCACGAACCUGGCGGUGGGCGACCUGAUGAUGACGCUGUUCUGCGUGCCGUUCACCUUCAUCUCGCUGUUCGUGCUGCAGUACUGGCCGUUCGGGCUGGCCAUGUGCCGGCUGGUGAACUACACCCAGGCGGUGUCGGUGCUGGUGAGCGCCUACACGCUCGUCGCGAUCAGUGGCGACCGGUACAUUGCGAUCAUGUGGCCGCUGCGGCCCCGCAUCACCAAGACCUGCUCCAAGUGCUUGAUCGGCAUCGUGUGGAUCAUCGCACUGAUUACGGCCGUCCCGAUUGCCAUCUUCUCGACGCUCUACUUCCCGACCGAUUGGCACGUGCAGUGUAACGUGCCAAUCUGUGCGGAAAAGUGGCCGUCGCCGGAGCAGGACGACUACUACACCAUCGCGCUGCUCACCACCCAGUUCAUCGUGCCGCUCGUCGUGCUGAUCUUCACCUACACGCGCAUCGCGAUCGUGGUGUGGGGCAAGCGGCCGCCCGGCGAGGCGGAAAACUCGCGCGACCAGCGGAUGGCCAAAUCGAAGCGCAAGAUGAUCAAGAUGAUGGUGACCGUGGUAAUCGUGUUCACCAUCUGCUGGCUGCCGUUCAACUUCCUAAUGCUGAUGAAGCUCCCGUCCUCGUGGGACCUGCUGCCGUACUUCUGGUUCGCCUUCCACUGGCUCGCGAUGUCGCACAGCUGCUACAACCCGAUCAUCUACUGCUACAUGAACGCCCGGUUCCGCAGCGGCUUCAUCCUGGUGCUGCACGGUGUGCCCGGGCUGCAGCAGCUCUGCUGCUGCAUCCGCCACACCCCGCCAGCGAUCGCGCGCAACGUCGGCUCCAGCGUGGCCCUCGCCGGUGAGAUGAAUGGCCUGUACGGUGCGAGCGCACUGCGAAGAAAGGCGGGCGUGCGAGAAUCGAUGAAGUAUCGCAUCUGCAUCGAGUUAACACAUGCACCACAUACAUAAGCACCAGAAGGAAACCGACCCACAAUGUGCAGGUCCAGUCGACCGAGACGUCGCUGUUGCGGUGAUACCAGCAGAGCUACGACUAGAGCGGACCGUACACCGGCGGUGCGGCCGGUGGCAAGCGGACCCAGUUCCAGUGUCGGCCAGCAAACGGGGGCGGCGGCGUGCGGGGAUGCGCCAGCGACGGUGCCGGGCGGCGGAAGCGACCGUGUGCGCCGAACGGGUGCGACCACCACCAGCAGGAGCGCAUCGAGCUGAUCAUUCUGGAGACGAACGAGGAGACGACGGUGGCAGCUUCGGACGAGGUGCGGACGACGGCACUGCAGCAGCAGGUAUCAGCGGACGAAGAUGGUGGUGGUGGUGAUGAGGCAACCGUUGCACCCAGUAGCAAUGGCGUUGGCGAGUAAGAUUAGGACGGCGCUAAAUAGGAGAAGAAAGGGGGGAGAAAACAACCAUUUUAGCACUUGCGCAACCAUUUUUCCCGCGAAAAAAAAACAAGAAUAAAAUAAAAGAAAAACAUUUGGGUCAGGGGUUUGGGGCUAUAUAGCUGUAGGGGGAGCUGAAGGGAGCAGAAAUCAAUUUAAAUAUAUUCACCUUCACACGCUGUUGUGCUGCGUUGGCUGCUGCGACGACGACGAGUUUUUGACGCUCCAAAUUCCUGCUCCUCCAAAUCCAAUUCAUCCGUCCGCAUCCAGUCGCAUCCAACCAUGAAUCAUUGGCGCCGUACUACCCAUCCUUCCAAACCACACAGACACUACUAGAUUGGUUACUGGAAAGCCCUGUCGCCCCGGUUAAAAAGGACAAGCCCCAAUCAAUCAAUGGCCCACGACGUGUGAGCGCGCGUGUGUUAUUUCCUUAUCCUUCGGCCGGCACACCGACACCCGAAGUAAGAACGGAAUUUAAAAAAAAAGUAAAUAAAAAGCAAACUCGACCCAUCACACAUCGAUAAAAUGGAAACAGUGGUUGUGGGGGUCGCCCGUAGGUGAGAUGGAUGAAACGUGUUUUUCGGUGUAGCUGGUUUGUUAGGCCACCCGUAGGAAAAUGUAAUUAAAGCCAGAAUGGCAGCGAGCAAAUACUGAUUGUCCUACCGCCCAUCCACUCUCACCCAUCGCCCUCUUCUCUACACGAGCCAUUUUGUGUUGUUGUUUCGGUUUUCAAACAGCGCUACAGCGCUCCGGCGGCAAAGCGUUUGCUCCCGCAGGCGAGCGAAUGAUAAAUCCUGUUACUAAGAUAGUGUAGGCAUAAGUAGUGAGAAACAAAAACAAAAAAAAACCGUGUCCCCAAUAUAUGAGCGAUUCGAUCUAUCCUGCAGCUGCUACACCCCACCCCCGUAGCCCCAGUCACGAACCCAAAUGAGCACGCAUUCUAGUUGGAAUUCAAAUUGGAAUGCCCGCACAAAGUGCGCUCAUCCGAAAAUUUGGGCACGGGGGAAAACAGAUACCUAUAUACCAUCUAUAUAUACAUAUAUAUAUACUAUUCAUAUUGGCGGUGUAAGUGUGUUUAAAAAAACCCCAACCAACAGCAACAGUACGAACCCGGAGGAAUGUAACAUUAUAUGGAACUAAUAAAAUUAUUUUAUAUGUCUCUCUAUCGAA